GGCCCACCUUCCACAUCCGGCCACAGUCGGCGACACGUCGCUCUCCUUCGGAGCCUGAUCUGUGUUUACAUCUCACUCGGAGACUCCUUUAUUGACAUACAAUGUUUUAGUACUUGCAGGGGUGGAAUUAAUCUCAUAUUCAAAAACAGUCUGCAAAAAUACUCGUGGUUGUGGUUUGUAGUAAAAACAAGGUGUCCAAAUGGGAGAGGUGAGGAAGUUACAGAAGAAGUUGAGACAGAUUGAGAAUUUGGAGAUCAAAAUCAGUCUUGCCCCCGAAGAAAGAUUUAAGAUCUCCAGGAAGGCGGAGCUGCGUUCCAGAUUGGCUGAGCUCCUGCUGCAGCAGUCUGGCCCGCAGCACACUCUGGGGACCGCGGCAGAAGGAAACAAGGAGAAGAUGAAAAGACAAGUAGAGGACGCCCCAGAGGACCUUCCAUCACAGACGCCCACCGCCUCCAAGAUCCCAAAGGGAGAGGGGCAGCUGAAAGCCCCGGCCGCACCAGCGCAGCAGAGUGCCAGCCAGAGGCAGACGGCACCGGGGAGGGAUGGGGAUGGUGGAGCGCGGGGGACGCGGCCAGACAAGGGGCCACGGGGGACCAGGGUGCCGGAUCCCCAACCGCCGGCGGCAGGGUCACACGCCGGACCAACGACGCCGACCGCGGACGCCGAAAACCAGCCUCAAGCCGAGCUACAAGACACAGAGUUGGCCUCCCUGAAAGCGACCUGGGAGAAGGCCAAGUUUCGCUUAAGACUAUUGGAGGGUCACACCGACAUAGUAACCUGCGUGGUUGCUAUUGACAACAUGGUGAUCUCUGGAAGUCGGGACACCACAGUGAAGGUGUGGCACGUCCCGACGGCCACCGAGCAGAGGAACCUGGGAGGACACAGCGGCGGGGUCACCUGUCUGUCAGCCCCUCCCCCGGAGUACUGCGGGAAGCUAGGUGAGACACACACAAUCACACGCGCACGCACACACACACACACACACACACACACACACACAGACACACAGACACACACGCACACACACACACACACACACACACACACACACACACACACACGCGCACACACACACACAGACACACAGACACACACGCACGCACACACACACAGCCUAGGGAUGAGUAAUGGCCACCGGCUUGUCGUGUUAUAUAAUUAUAGCAGUAGUUCAUCAAAUGAGCCCCCACAGAGCGGGAACCCCGGGGAGCCGUCUGUCUGUCUGGAAGUAUGUGGAGGAGCAUGCAUUUCAUCCCCUCAACUCCACUACAUUUAUUAAACCUCUCUGUCUCAA
This is a messenger RNA of Gadus macrocephalus (Pacific cod), 1291 nucleotides long. RefSeq lists its product as uncharacterized. The record is from RefSeq and is a predicted model, not a curated record. The transcript is spliced from 5 exons. Gene Ontology annotation, molecular function: protein binding. NCBI's taxonomy places the organism in Eukaryota, Metazoa, Chordata, Actinopteri, Gadiformes, Gadidae. Bases 200 to 1276 code for a protein of 358 amino acids.